AUGUCCACGGGUUCAGAAAGCCAAAAAAAAUUGCUCCCCCUUGAAGAUGAUACCUCUGUCAACAUUUGCGACAUCGGUAUUGCCUUCCCAACGGUACUGCAUGUGGUGAGGAAAACGAACUUGAGUGACGAAGCUUUGAAAGCGCAAAUUCAGAUGACUUGUGAUGUUGCGCUGGCCAAUGUUAUGGAUCUCGACGGAUUUAUGAGGAUCACAAUGCGGGGUUCUUUGUUGAAAAAGGAGUUGCAGCAGGUGUUGCGUGCCGAUUUGUAG
Messenger RNA from Penicillium angulare, 270 nucleotides. RefSeq lists its product as uncharacterized. The transcript is spliced from 2 exons. Lineage: Eukaryota; Fungi; Ascomycota; Eurotiomycetes; Eurotiales; Aspergillaceae. The record is from RefSeq and is a predicted model, not a curated record. The coding region runs from base 1 to 270 and encodes 89 amino acids.